Cheilinus undulatus (humphead wrasse) is the source of this 2601-nucleotide messenger RNA. It is a transcript of the gene terf2ip, whose product is annotated as telomeric repeat binding factor 2, interacting protein. Gene Ontology annotation, molecular function: telomeric repeat DNA binding. Gene Ontology annotation, cellular component: shelterin complex. Bases 92 to 2245 code for a protein of 717 amino acids. Gene Ontology annotation, biological process: regulation of DNA-templated transcription; telomere maintenance via telomere lengthening. The transcript has 9 exons. NCBI's taxonomy places the organism in Eukaryota, Metazoa, Chordata, Actinopteri, Labriformes, Labridae. The record is from RefSeq and is a predicted model, not a curated record.
AAGAAGAGGAACCCGGAAGUACGGUUUGUUUUGUUUCCUUCAGCGGCGGGAAAGUGCACAAGGGAAGUCAACAAGGUGAUAGACUUUGACCAUGCCAUCCAAGCAGGAUGUGGCCAAAUCAAACAUCUCCCCCGUUCUGUUCAUGACUGUGGAGGGUGAGCCGAUGUCUUUCUUCCUGUGUCCGGGUCCCGUGAAAUGUGAGCUCCAGCCACUCAUCACAGCUGGAGGAGGGAGGAUGUGUAAAGUCCAGCAGCCAGGAGCAAUUCUGCUGAUUGACCCCAAGGAGAGAGGCUCGAUUAAUGAAGCUAAUGCUCACCGAUAUGUUUCCACUCAGUACAUCCACGACUGUGUGGAGAAGGAAGAGCAGCUGAAUGUAGAGGACUACAGGCUAAAUCCUGGAGUCACAAAUCAGUCUGCUAAACCAAACAGCACUACUAGACACCUAGGGGGCAGGCAGUCCUACACAUCUGAAGACGAUGCUGCCAUUUUGAAGUAUGUCAACAAACAUAAGUCAGAGGUUGGAGGAAACCGUCUCUGGCAAGAGAUGGCGAAGAAGAAAGUGACCAGUCACAGCUGGCAGUCCAUGAAAUAUCGUUACAGAGCACGGCUGUCAAAGAAACAGUCCGAUGUGGAGGAGGAAACAUCAGAGGAAGAGACAGAGGCAGCAGAAGGAGAGAGCAAGGUGGAGGAAAAUCAAGAAACAGAUGUUGAGAAACCCUCGAGUGUAGAAGAUGCUGCUUCUCCUCAGGUUCAUUCAGCAGAAUCAAAUGUGGCGCAGGUUGAUUCCCAGUCUUUACCCGCUGACAGCAAACAUGCAGAAACUACAGAAGCUCAAGCAGCCCUUGAGCCCCAAGAAGAAGAAGAAAAAGCACAACAUGGAAGCCCACAGAUAGAAGAACAACUGCCUGAAAGUGAACAACUAGAGACUGUAGAGGCUGAUAUAUCCAACCUCUCCCCACAAGAAGAGCCUAUUUUGGAAUCUGAGGCAGAUCUCCAUCUCUAUCUCACUGAGAGCAUGGAGCCAGAGAGAGAAGAAGAACAAACAGUCACUUCCACACAGAAGGAGAGUGUACCAGAGGACUCUCCUGCAGCUAAUCUCCUGCUCCUGCAUGAGUCGUCCUUUCAGAAAGAAACAGAAGAGAGGCACAAGGCUCCCCCUGAGCUGGAGCAACCACAGCGUCGACUAACACGGAGGCAGCUUCAGCUUGAGGAGUCAUUCGGGUCUGAACCUUACAGCAAAAAACUCAGAUCCUCGUCGUCUUCUACAUCGUCAUCUCCCCAGCCCCAGAGGAAAAUCAAACAAGCUGUUAAGUCUUCUUCUCGUAGAGACUUGACAACAGAGCUUCCACCCGCUAAAAGAGCCAGAGGAAAGUGUGAGGCCGCUAUGCAAGAUACUGCGUCUGCUGCUCCUGAGAGUCAACAAGAGAAGAAUGAGCCAGCUAAAGUCCAAGAAACGGCACAGCCAGAUGCAGAGUCUAGUUCAGUACCACAGCAGGCAGAAAAAAAGAAAACAAAGAAGUUAGGCAUUCUCGAGGCCGCAACAAAGGAGUUUGAAGACGAAAGCGAGUCUGAUACGGAUGAAACUCCAGAUCUUCAAACACAAACUGAAAGAGUAACUGAACAACCCACAUCAUCUGAUCCCACUUCAAACCCAGCAGCAGCCGCUCCCCUCACACAGCCUGACUCCGAACCUGGACCCAGCCUCAAGGAGGUCGUACCAGAGACUCAGACCCCAACAAACAACAGUGUAGAAGAGACUGGCAGCCUUCAGGCUGAAGCUGCUGAGCCUGCUGCUGCUCAGGACGCACAAACCAAGGCCUCCAACGUAACCUGCAGGCCCCACCUGUUCAUAUUCGACAGUGAAUCUCAGGAGGAAGACUCUCAGUCAGUUUACUGUGGGGAUGCGGCAGCUCCAUCAAACCCCCAGACAACGGUGAACAAAGACGCUCCUUAUUCACUGACUCAAGUUCAGCUGGAAGAAGACAAGAAGAGGAUCACAGAGCUGAUGAAGCUGACGAACCAGGAUUUAGCUAGUGUAACCAAAGCCCUUUUGAAGACCAGUGGAGACUUUUCUGCUGCUCAGGCUCUGCUUUUGAAUCCAGGCGUAAUUUCAAGACCAGUUUGGGAUCGCCAUGAUGACAACCUUCUGCUCUCAGCUGACCCUGAGGUUCGCCAGCAGCUGCAAGAAAAAUAUGGUGAGGAUGAACUCGCAAAAAGAAUAGUUUUUCUUGAGGUAGAGGGAUGAAAGUAAAGCAUAUGAGUGAAGAUAGAGUGGAGAGAGAGUCUCAGACCCGUCGUUUACGUCACCUGACUCAUGUUUUUAUUAGCAGAUAAAGUUGACAGCAUUCCUGAUAAUUUCAACAUAAAAUCUUCUCCAUUGUUGCAGAUUUGUUUGACAUUUGAGGAUGACGUUUUAAGAAAGUUUAAUUUCUAAAGUUCAUAAAAGAAUAAAGGUUAUGCUAUAGUUUGUGACACUGCACUGUUGUAUAAGAAGACUUUUACACAAAGUGAAUGCUGUAUGAUUUUAAGUGUCUUUUAAAUUUUUUUUUUGACGCAUUAAUACACUGAAAAAAAAAACAUUGAAUAAAUUGCUCCUUUUGU